AGACCGGGAGGACUGGGAGCUGCGCGGGAGGAUCGGCCCGGGAGAGAGUAGGUGUAGGGACCUCUUGGUAUUGGGAGGGAUCGUAUCACGUGGCAGAGGGACCCGAGAGGGUCCGGAGCAGGAAACCUGAUGAGAAAGAGAGGGGGGGGGGGGGGGGGGGGGAGAAGGAAUGUCUCUAUGGGAGGGGUUCCUGCAGAGUCACUAGGUGGGUUCCGGUGCCGGAGCUUUAACGCUCCGGGGUGGCGUGACGUCCGAUGGAGAGGCUCGCUGCGGAGUCAGGCUCGGAACUCAUCAGGCGAACCAUGGGCCGGGCCGGGGAAGGUGUUAAGUCAGUUGCAGGUCCGAUCUCUGGGUACUCCAGGAGCUGCUCUCCAGCCCCUGCUUCUGAACCUAUGGAUUCUCCAUCUAGCGUUUCCUCCUAUUCUUCCUCCUCUCCCCCUUCCUCCUUUUCCACCUCCCCGGUGAACAGUGACUUUGGCUUCCCCUCGGAUAGUGAGGGGGAGGAGAAGGGGGCCCGUGGCCCCAGGCCGGACACUGUUGGGCAGAGGGGAGGCUCUCGGCCCAGCCCCGGUCCUAUCCGCUGCAGGCAACGACCCAAGGUUUCCAGGAACCAACGUACAGCAUCUCACUUGGAACAGCGGGGCUUGGCUUCUCCUAUGGCAGGGUCUGGGGUCAAAAGAUCAAGAGAUCGCCGUGCAUUGGAGACCAGUCUAAACAUCCGUGGUACAACCACAGAAGGAGACCUGCUCUUUGCUCAGAAGUGUAAAGAGCUCCAGGGAUUCAUACGUCCUCUCACAGACCUCCUGAAUGGGUUGAAGAUGGGCCGCUUUGAAAGAGGAUUGAGCAGUUUCCAGCAGAGUGUGGCAAUGGACAGGAUCCAGCGUAUCAUAGGUGUUUUGCAGAAGCCACAGAUGGGGGAGCGUUAUCUGAGAACUCUGCUACAGGUAGAAGGAAUGCUAAAGACUUGGUUUCCUCACAUAGCUGCCCAGAAGUCAUCAUUGCGCAGUAGCAGGCAUCAGCUGACCAAGCAUUGUCUGAGCCACCGCAGUUAUCCAGCUGCUUCCUCUCCUGCACCUUCCCUGGAAAAGAUGGAACAGACACAGCUAGGACAUCUGGUAUUAAAACCAAAGCAGCCUUGGCAUCUCCCUCAAUGGCCAGCUAUGAACCUCACUUGGAUCCACACCACUCCAAUUUGCAACCCCCCUCUCAGUACUCCAAGUACUGUCUCCUUUAGCCAGGGUCCUUUAGGCACCGGAACCAGCAUUGGUGUCAUCUUUUUCCUUCAGCAUGGAGAGCAGCCUUUUACCCACUCUGCCCCGACCAGUCCAGUUCCACCUACUACAGCAUCUCCUGCCAUCCCUGGUUAUCCUAAGAAACUAUCUGGAGAGAGACCUCGUUGCCACAGUUUGCCAGUAACUCUGCAAUCAGACUGGAGCUGUCCCCUGUCCCCUCGUGAUCUUCCCACCAUGGCCAGAGAGAAGACUGUGGGACACCUAGAACAAAUGAGAAGCCAUCCUCCAGUUGCUCCUGAUGUCCAUCCUCUCAACCCCUAAUCCAAGACUUGAGACUGUAGUUUCUAAUUUGUAUAAAUAUAUGUCUGUACAUAUAUAUGUGUGUGUAUGUAUGUGUGUGUGUGUGUGUGUGUGUAUUACUUUUAAUGUGUGCAUUUGUGUUAAGGGAAGAGAAAUCCUUUCUGAUUAAAGAAAUUUUAUACCUAAA
Molecule: messenger RNA, 1719 nt
Organism: Myotis brandtii (Brandt's bat)
Lineage: Eukaryota; Metazoa; Chordata; Mammalia; Chiroptera; Vespertilionidae
Gene: CIART
Product: circadian associated repressor of transcription
Exons: 6
Coding region: 255-1553 (432 amino acids)
Biological process (GO): negative regulation of DNA-templated transcription; circadian regulation of gene expression
Cellular component (GO): nucleus
Molecular function (GO): RNA polymerase II cis-regulatory region sequence-specific DNA binding
Source: RefSeq, a predicted model, not a curated record